Messenger RNA from Ceraceosorus bombacis, 655 nucleotides. NCBI's taxonomy places the organism in Eukaryota, Fungi, Basidiomycota, Exobasidiomycetes, Ceraceosorales, Ceraceosoraceae. The record is from the annotation of a GenBank genome assembly.
GAAUGAAGGAUGAGAAUGCACACAUCCAUCCCCACACGAAGCAGAGCUCUCUCUACGCGUAAUGUACGGUAGCUAGCUUAGUCAAGCCCUGCAUGCAUGCAGCUGGUGAUCGGUCGUCUGGCUCGCGUCAGAGGCACCGCACCGCGUAUACACGUGCCCCCGUGUACAACCACCGCAUGCCAAACCGAGUCAGAGUGCCGAAUCCGUGUUCCAUCUCGUCUCGCUACUUGCCGACUCGGACCGAACCAUCAGCGUACCAUCUAUCUGCGCCUCAUUGCUCCAAGGCCAAGGCAAGACUCUUUCUUCAGAAUCAAGUCUCGGAGUGCGUUCAUGACUUGACUCGAGCGGCAAGUCAGAAUGGGCGUGAAACAUAUCGCCUAAUCGCAACCUUUUUUGGUGUCGACACCAAGCCAUGGAUCGAUCCCGGAGCUCGUCUGUCUGAAGCGACCUACCAGCCGGAGAGAGUGCCACAUCAUCCAUCCGUCAUCGCAAUGCGUCCUGCUCGCAGCACAGCAAAGGACCACACUACGUCCUCGCGUUCGCACUGCCCAUUUCGUUCGCUCAGCUCGCGUGACGAGUGAUUACGCUGCGCCUGAGGCGGAAUGAGAAUUACCAGUCGGUGACUCUUGCAUUCACCAACGUCAGACGAUACGCU